AUGAUCAUGAUCAUGAUCAUGGUCAUGAUCAUCAUGAUCAUCAUGAUCAUCAUCUCCGCUAAUACCUCCGUGUAUCAGCUGUUUGAUCUCAACGCCAACAACUCACUGCCCAAGAGCAACUUUGUGGAUCUCGUCCGCUGCCUGCGCCACAUCAUCUCCAACGCAGAGGCCAAGGCCAUUCUGAAGGAGUUUGGCAUCAGCGACGCGUUUUCCGUGGCGCAGUUCAAGGACAUGAUGAACUACUUUUACGACAAUGCAGAGUGCGCGCAGAAGACCGAGGAGGUGUUCAGCGAGUUCAAGGUCUUUGAUCAGGGGGACUACUGCAUGACCCGCAAGGACUUUGCUCGGGCCAUGACCGACUUUGGCGAGGCUCUUGACGCUGCCCAGAUCGAGGCUCUCAUGAAAGAGUACGACCCGGAUGAGACCGGGCAGGUCAACUUCAAGACCCUCAUCGAGGGCCUUGGCGCCAUCCGCGACUCUUGA
This is a messenger RNA of Thecamonas trahens ATCC 50062, 483 nucleotides long. RefSeq lists its product as uncharacterized. Lineage: Eukaryota; Apusomonadida; Apusomonadidae. Bases 1 to 483 code for a protein of 160 amino acids. The record is from RefSeq and is a predicted model, not a curated record. The transcript has 3 exons. Gene Ontology annotation, molecular function: calcium ion binding.